Rhinopithecus roxellana (golden snub-nosed monkey) is the source of this 6113-nucleotide messenger RNA. RefSeq names its product semaphorin 4D (gene SEMA4D). The record is from RefSeq and is a predicted model, not a curated record. Gene Ontology annotation, molecular function: chemorepellent activity; semaphorin receptor binding. NCBI's taxonomy places the organism in Eukaryota, Metazoa, Chordata, Mammalia, Primates, Cercopithecidae. Gene Ontology annotation, biological process: neural crest cell migration; ossification involved in bone maturation; negative regulation of transcription by RNA polymerase II.
GCCGCAGCAUCCCAGCCGCCGCCGCCGCCGCCGGGCCUCCCCGCCGCCCCCUCCCCGGCCCGGCCGCCUCCCGCCGCCGCCGCCGCCAUUCCUGGCGCCCGAACUCGCCCGGCUGGGAGCCGCCGAGGGCAGAAGGCGCGCUCCAGACUCUGCUAACACCAGAUAGUAGAAAGAAAGUGUGUGCUGAAACGUUUGACGACACUGAUGGUUUGCAAAGAUUUCUGAAGACUUCUUUCUAGAAACGACUGGAAAGUUUCAAGAGGCGUAAGAUACAGCAUUUCUUCUGAGGCCCUGAAGAAGUAUCCAGUGGACUUUGACACUGCAGUGCUGAGAGCAACCCCUCCUCUCCUGGAGAACUGGGAAAUGUGGAUUCUCAGGAACCGCGCUGUUCACCAGCUCCAGGCUGUGCUGCUGGCCCUGGCCCUGGGGCGCUGAGCCGCAUCUGCAAUAGCACACUUGCCCGGCCACCUGCUGCUGUGAGCCUUUGCUGCUGAAGCCCCUGGGGUCGCCCCCACCUGAUGAGGAUGUGCAUCCCCAUUAGGGGGCUGCUCAUGGCCCUUGCAGUGAUGUUUGGGACAGCUAUGGCUUUUGCACCCAUACCCCGGAUCACCUGGGAGCACAGAGAGGUGCGCCUGGUGCAGUUUCACGAGCCGGACAUCUACAACUACUCAGCCUUGCUGCUGAGCGAGGACAGGGACACCUUGUACAUAGGCGCCCGGGAGGCGGUCUUCGCUGUGAACGCACUCAAUAUCUCCGAGAAGCAGCAUGAGGUGUAUUGGAAGGUCUCAGAAGACAAAAAAGCAAAAUGUGCAGAAAAGGGGAAAUCAAAACAGACAGAGUGCCUCAACUACAUCCGGGUGCUGCAGCCACUCAGUGCCACUUCCCUUUACGUGUGUGGGACCAACGCAUUCCAGCCGGCCUGUGACCACCUGAACUUAACAUCCUUUAAGUUUCUGGGGAAAAAUGAAGAUGGCAAAGGAAGAUGUCCCUUUGACCCAGCACACAGCUACACAUCCGUCAUGGUUGAUGGAGAACUUUAUUCAGGGACGUCGUAUAAUUUUUUGGGAAGUGAACCCAUCAUCUCCCGAAAUUCUUCCCACAGUCCUCUGAGGACGGAAUACGCAAUCCCUUGGCUGAACGAGCCUAGUUUUGUGUUUGCCGACGUGAUUCGAAAAAGCCCAGACAGCCCCGACGGCGAGGAUGACAGGGUCUACUUCUUCUUCACAGAGGUGUCUGUGGAGUACGAGUUUGUGUUCAGGGUGCUGAUCCCACGGAUAGCAAGAGUGUGCAAGGGGGACCAGGGCGGCCUGAGGACCUUGCAGAAGAAAUGGACCUCCUUCCUGAAAGCCCGACUCAUCUGCUCCCGGCCAGACAGCAGCUUGGUCUUCAACGUGCUGCGGGACGUCUUCGUGCUCAGGUCCCCGGGCCUGAAGGUGCCUGUGUUCUACGCACUCUUCACCCCACAGCUGAACAACGUGGGGCUGUCGGCAGUGUGCGCCUACAACCUGUCCACAGCCGAGGAGGUGUUCUCCCACGGGAAGUACAUGCAGAGCGCCACGGUGGAGCAGUCCCACACCAAGUGGGUGCGCUACAACGGCCCGGUACCCAAGCUGCGGCCUGGAGCGUGCAUCGACAGCGAGGCACGGGCAGCCAACUACACCAGCUCCUUGAAUUUGCCAGACAAGACGCUGCAGUUCGUCAAAGACCACCCUUUGAUGGAUGACUCGGUAACCCCAAUAGACAACAGGCCCAGGUUAAUCAAGAAAGAUGUGAACUACACCCAGAUCGUGGUGGACCGGACCCAGGCCCUGGAUGGGACUGUCUAUGAUGUCAUGUUUGUCAGCACAGACCGGGGAGCUCUGCACAAAGCCAUCAGCCUCGAGCACGCUGUUCACAUCAUCGAGGAGACCCAGCUCUUCCAGGACUUUGAACCGGUCCAGACCCUGCUGCUGUCUUCAAAGAAGGGCAGGAGGUUCAUCUAUGCUGGCUCUAACUCGGGCGUGGUCCAGGCCCCUCUGGCCUUCUGUGGGAAGCACGGCACCUGCGAGGACUGUGUGCUGGCUCGGGACCCCUACUGCGCCUGGAGCCCACCCACAGCGACGUGUGUGGCUCUGCACCAGACUGAGAGCCCCAGCAGGGGUUUGAUUCAGGAGAUGAGCGGCGAUGCUUCUGUGUGCCCGGAUAAAAGUAAAGGAAGUUACCGGCAGCAUUUUUUCAAGCACGGUGGCACAGCGGAACUGAAAUGCUCCCAAAAGUCCAACCUGGCCCGGGUGUUUUGGAAGUUCCAGAAUGGCGUGUUGAAGGCCGAGAGCCCCAAGUACGGUCUUAUGGGCAGAAAGAACUUGCUUAUCUUCAACUUAUCAGAAGGAGACAGUGGGGUGUACCAGUGCCUGUCAGAGGAGAGGGUUAAGAACAAGACGGUCUUCCAAGUAGUCGCCAAGCACGUCCUGGAAGUGAAGGUGGUUCCAAAGCCCGUGGUGGCCCCCACCUUGUCAGUUGUUCAGACAGAAGGUAGUAGGAUUGCCACCAAAGUGUUGGUGGCAUCCACCCAAGGGUCUUCUCCCCCAACCCCAGCCGUGCAAGCCACCUCCUCCGGGGCCGUCACCCUUCCUCCCAAGCCUGUGCCCACCAGCACAUCCUGUGAACCAAAGAUUGUCAUCAACACAGUCCCCCAGCUCCACUCGGAGAAAACCAUGUAUCUUAAGUCCAGCGACAACCGCCUCCUCAUGUCCCUCUUCCUCUUCUUCUUUGUUCUCUUCCUCUGCCUCUUUUUCUACAACUGCUAUAAGGGUUACCUGCCCAGACAGUGCUUGAAAUUCCGCUCGGCCCUGCUCUUCGGGAAGAAGAAGCCCAAGUCAGAUUUUUGUGACCGUGAGCAGAGCCUGAAGGAGACGCUAGUGGAGCCAGGGAGCUUCUCCCAGCAGAAUGGGGAGCACCCCAAGCCAGCCCUGGACACUGGCUAUGAGACCGAACAAGACACCAUCACCAGCAAAGUCCCCACGGACAGGGAGGACUCACAGAGGAUCGACGACCUUUCUGCCAGGGACAAGCCCUUCGACGUCAAGUGUGAGCUGAAGUUCGCGGACUCAGACGCAGAUGGAGACUGAGGCUGGCUGUGCGUCUCCCCGGCGCCUCGGCUGCGACAUGUCAGGCGUGGAGUGUUUUGUGUUUCUCCUGUUCAGUAUCCGAGUCUCGUGCAGUGCUGCGUAGGUUAGCCCGCAUCGUGCAGACAACCUCAGUCCUCUUGUCUAUUUUCUCUUGGGUUGAGCCUGUGACUUGGUUUCUCUUUGUCCUUUUGGAAAAAUGACAAGCAUUGCAUCCCGGUCUCGUGUUCCGCAGUCAGUCGGAGUACUUGAAGAAGGCCCGCGGGCGGCACAGAGUUCCUGAGCCCUUUCUAUAGUGGGGGAAACAUGGCUGGACCUCUGUUGGCUGAGAAGAGCAUCCCUUCAGCUUCCCCUCCCCGUAGCAGCCACUAAAAGAUAAUUUAAUUCCAGAUUGGAAAUGACGUUUUAGUUUAUCAGAUUGGUAACUUAUCGCCUGUUGUCCAGAUUGGCACGAACAUUUUCUUCCACUUAAUUAUUUUUUUAGGAUUUUCCUUUGAUUGUGUUGAUGUCUUGGGUCAUUUUUUUUUUUUAAUUACAGAAGCAGAUGUUUUAAUAUUUAGAAGAAGAUGUGUAUCUUCCAGGUUUUGUUAUAUAUUUGGCAUAAAAUAUGGCUUACGUUGCUUAAGAUUCUCAGGGAUAAACUUCCUUUUGCUAAAUGGAUUCUUUCUGCUUUUAGAAAUGUAGACAUGGACACUCCCCGGAGCCCACUCACCUUUUUCUUUUUUUUUUUUUUAACUUUAUUCCUGGAGGGAAGCAUCGUUUUUGGAGAGAUUUUCUUUCUGUACUUCGUUUUACUUUUUCUUUUUUUUAACUCUUACUGUCUUGAAGAGGAGGACCUUCCCACGUCCGCGAGGUGGGUUUUGAGCAAGGGAAGGUGGCUGGGUGAGCUGAGUGGAGCCAGGCUGGCCCAGAGCUGAGAUGGGAGCGCGGUACAAUCUGGAGCCCACAGCUGUCGGUCAGAACCUCCUGUGAGACAGAUGGAACCUUCACAAGGGCGCCUUUGGUUCUCUGAACAUCUCCUUUCUCCUCUUGCUUCAAUUUCAUACCCACUGCCUACCCAGACUUUCCAUCCAGCCUCACUGAGCUGCCCGCCACGGGAACGGAACUGGGCCUCCGUGGCCGGGCCUGCGACCGCAGCCCCCUCAAGCGCACGGCGCUGUUCCUGCCACUGUCCUGAAGAUGGGAAUGGGUGGUACGACUUCAACACUGGUUAAUCUCACACUCCAUCUCCCCGCUUUGUAAAUACCCAUCGGGAAGAGACUUCUUUUUCCAUGGCGAAGAGCAAUAAACUCUGGAUGUUUGUGUGCGUGUGUGGACAGUCUCGUCUUCCAGCAUGAUAGGAUUUGACCAUUUUGGUGUAAACAUUUGUGUUUUAUAAGAUUUACCUUGUUUUUAUUUUUCUACUUUGAAUUGUAUACAUUUGGAAAGUACCCAAAUAAAUGAGAAGCUUCUAUCCUUGAUUUGGGGAAGACAUUCCUUAGCGGAGGCCGUGCAGCCUCCCGCCCCUGCAUGGCCCAGGCGGCACAGCUGGGCUCACUCUUUUCUGUCCGUUUCCUGCUGUGUUUUGCCCUCUCUGCCCUGUGACGUGCUCUUGGCGACUUCUUCCUCAGUACCCUCUCUUUUCUGUCCUCUCUGUCUCACAGCCUCAUCUCCUAAGCCCCUCCCUCCUCCUGGCUCCUCCUCCCUGUCCUGUCUGGGCCAUGCGGGGAACAGGAGGCCUUCCUCCCCCUGGAGCCCCUGGCCAGCCUCGGGUGCGGGGCCCGACAGCAGCUCGAGGGUCUCCUUGCUGCCGCCCUUCCUGAGUGACCAGGCACAGCACGUGCACGCCCUGGGGACCUUCCACCUCUUCUGCCAGGCGACAGGUCCUGCAGACAUUCACUUUGUCUGGGAGAAGAAUGGGCGAGCUCUGGAGACCUGUGUCCCUGUGCAGAUCCAUGCACUGCCCGAUGGCAGGGCCCAUGCGCUCAGCUGGCUGCAGGACACCAUCAGGGAAAGCACCGAGUAUCGCUGCUCUGCCAUCUCCUCAGCAGGGAACAAGACUUCGAAGGUGCAGGUUGCUGUGAUGAGACCUGAAGUGGCCCACCAGGAGAAGUGGAGCAGAGAGCUUUCCGCCUGGAGGGCUGUGGCUGGGGAGCACGACCGGAUGAUGCAGAGCUGGAGGAAGGCAUGGGAAAGCUGUAGCAAGGACACCUUGUAGCCACCAGGAAGGAGUCCCUGACACCGACCUCAACCCCAACCAGACCCUGCUGCCACUGACCACAGCCACCCCUGGAGAAGGCCUGGUUCCCCGCAACUGUGAGCUGUCUUGCCCAAACCUGCUCUGAACACAGCCACUAGGCUACCACCUGAUGGGCACCUCCCAGAGACGGGGCAGUGGAGAAGCCCUGAACCCAAGUGGGCCUGUGACAGGAACUAACACUUAAAAAAUUAGGUGCUUACCUGGGACAGGAAGUGCUGUCUGGCACAAGCAGGUAACCAGGAUGGCUAACAGGCUUUGACAGCUGCUCGUGAACUAACACAGCAGUACGUGCACAGGCUCCUCCUCUAGGGUCAGGCAGCAGGCUCUGAAGGCUGAUCCUACACCGUCCCAGUGACUCCCCUUUACAGAGUGCCCCACCCGCUAACAGCCAACAGGGUUAGCAUGGCCAGCACAGAUUGCUGCUUUUAUUGAUGCAAAUCAAGCCUGCCGCUUCUCCCACUUGCAGACUUAGCCAAGGAACUCUUAAGAUGCAAGACUGGGACAAGAAAAGGUGAGACUCCACAUGAAAAUGCCUUGCCUUAAACCCUGAAUGACUGUGAGAUGCGAUAUGGGAGUGCAUCUGUCAAGUCUUUGUGUUUUCUUCACUAAUCUCAGAAUACUGGGCUCUGUUUUAUCAAGCGCUGCAGUUUAUGCCUCUGUCCCCUGUCAAUGCUCAGCUUCUGCAACAGGACACCGAGCUUGUCGCAGAAAGCCAAACAGGUCAAUUAUGCAAAUAUCCUGGUGCCAUAUUAAAUUUCUUGACAAUGGAA